Colletotrichum phormii is the source of this 2634-nucleotide messenger RNA. RefSeq lists its product as uncharacterized. Gene Ontology annotation, cellular component: plasma membrane. The transcript is spliced from 3 exons. Gene Ontology annotation, molecular function: calcium-activated cation channel activity. The record is from RefSeq and is a predicted model, not a curated record. Bases 1 to 2634 code for a protein of 877 amino acids. Lineage: Eukaryota; Fungi; Ascomycota; Sordariomycetes; Glomerellales; Glomerellaceae.
AUGGACUCUAUAAUAUUUGAAGACAAAACCCCGAACUGCAACGGGAAAGAGGCGAUUAAACCGAGCGAUCGUGACGUUUGGGUCCAGCUUGGUUUGUCUCUGGUCCUUGGCCUCACAGCAUUCAUCACAUUCUGCAUCUUGCGCCCACGAUGGCCGACCCUUUACGCCGCGCGCAAGCGCAGAUUGGAUCCCAAGAUCGGUUUGCCCGCCCUGCCGGAUACCUUUUUUGGAUGGAUUCCGGGCCUCUACCGCGUCACGGAGGAGCAAGUCCUCGCCUCUGCUGGCCUCGACGCCUUUGUCUUCCUUACCUUCUUUAAGAUGGCUAUACGUAUUCUGGCUAUACUCGCCUUCUUCGCGUAUACAGUUAUGCUACCCAUCAACACUGCGUACGCACCUGAAGAGACUUUCCCUACACCGAAACCAAAGCCUAGCAGUACUGCCACGGCCUCCAUCGCGAUGGCGACUAGCGCUCCGGAAGAUUACACCCACGACAGAGGUUUUAUUUGGGCUGCGAUGGACGACGACGACAAGAGUUUCAAGUCGGAAAAGAGCUAUAUCUGGGCGUGGCUGGCGUUUGGCUACUUCUUUACGGGCUUGACCCUCUACGUCUUGAACAAGGCAACCUUCAGAAUCAUUCAUGUUCGUCAGGAGUACCUCGGCACGCAAUCGACCAUCACCGACAGAACUUUUCGCCUUACUGGCAUACCCCGAAACCUUCGCGAUGAGAAGAAAAUCAAGAAGCUUAUCGAAAAGCUAGAAAUCGGCGAGGUGGAACACGUCAAUCUAUGUUGCGACUGGCGGGAGCUCGACUCGCUCAUUGCGCAAAGAGCGCAGGCUUUGGCCCAGCUUGAAGAAACUUGGAGCGUCUACCUCGGAAAACAAGCCGCGCUCCCCAAGUCUGUCCAGCGCCUUCGCGAUCCACAGGCCGAGCCUUCAGUCCUAGAGCAUCGAGAAGACGAAAUCGACCAAGAGGCCGGGGAAAACGGUGGAUUAUUGGGACACGAGAACAUCAACCCCGAGCUUGUCGAGAGACCGCGCCCCAAAGUGAGACUUUGGUACGGAAUUCUCAAACUCCAGAGUCGCAAGAUAGACGCCCUUGACUACUACGAGGAGAAGCUGCGACGCCUCGACGAUAGAAUCCGCGAGGCGAGAAAGAAAGACUUCACCCCGACCGACCUGGCCUUCGUCACGAUGGACUCGAUCGCCGCUUGUCAGAUGGCAAUCCAGGCUCGCAUCGACCCUCGACCUGGACAGCUUCUUACGAAGCCCGCACCCGCUCCGUCCGAUGUAAUGUGGCCCAACACAUACGCGCCCCGUGGGAUUCGUCGUAUCCGCUCUUGGAUCAUUACCAUCUUUGUCGCCGUCCUCUCCGUUUUGUGGUUGGCAGUUGUUGCGUCGAUUGCCAGUCUACUGAGUGUUUGCAACUUUAAGACAUGGUUCCCUGGAAUUGUUGGAUUCUUCGACCAGUAUCCGACCUUGCGUGCCUUGAUCGAGACCGGCCUACCGACGCUCCUCGUUUCGUUACUGAACGUGGCCGUGCCGUAUCUCUACGAAUACCUUUCAUACGAGCAAGGAAUGAUCUCCAAGGGCGACGUGGAGCUCUCCAUCAUUUCUAAGAACUUCUUCUUCACAUUCUUCAACAUUUUUGUCGUCUUUGCUACUUCCAACGCUGCUUUCACCAUUACCAACUUGGUCCGUCAGAUUCAGGAUGUGUGGAAGAGCCCUGCUACCCUGACAUCGCAUGUCGCCACGCAAAUCCAGGACCUCGGAAUAUUCUACAUCAACUUCAUUAUGCUUCAAGGCGUUGGCCUGUUCCCCUUUAGACUGCUCCAAGUUGGCAGCGUCUUCCUCUAUCCGAUCUAUCGAAUGGGCGCCAAGACACCCAGGGACUUUGCCGAAAUCAUGCAACCGACUGUGUUCAGCUACGGCUUCUACCUUCCGACGGCAUUGCUCAUCUUCAUGCUGUGCCUGUUGUACAGCACACUUUACUUUGGCUGGCUUAUUUUGACCGUGGGGCUUCUUUACUUCGUCCUUGGCUACUUCACCUACAAGUACCAGCUCCUCUAUGCGAUGGAUCAGCCUCAGCAUGCGACCGGCGGCGCCUGGAGAAUCAUCAGCUACCGCGUCAUUCUCGGUCUUUUCGUGUCGCAGUUGAUCCUUUCCAGUAUUAUGGCACUUUCGUAUGCCUUCUUCCAGUCUAUUGCCGUCUUGCCGUUGAUUGCAUUCACGAUUUGGUACAGCUUCUACUUCAAGCGUCGUUUUGAGCCACUUACACGAUACAUAUCCCUGCGAAGCAUUCGCAUCGAUAUUGACCCCGAGGAUGCUGCUGUGCUUGACGAAGACUUUGAGGGACCGAGACCUUCGCAAGGGUUGCUGAGACGCGGAAGCACCAUUGACGAAGACAAAGAAAAGGGCUUGACGUUUGCGAAUCCCAGCCUGACCUCUCGCCUCGAAGAGCCGUGGAUCUACCAGGAUCCGCCCCCAGUUCACAACAACGCGGAAGACGAAGAGAGCGGCCCGGAUACGGAGACACCAAACGCCCCCGAGAACACGGCCUCGGCCGCCUCGGACAGUACAAUGAGCCUGGGCGACACGCACAUCUGGCGGCAGCAGAGUGACGGCAACAAUCGCUAG